GUCCUCGACCGGGUGAUGGAGAACCUCAACAGGGAUGACCGCAGAGCCGUCGUACCACUCGGCCAGGGCGACCCCUCCUCGUUCCCCUGUUUCCGGACUGCACAGGUCGCGGAGGACGCCGUCGUCGAUGCAGUCCGCUCGGCCGAGUUCAACUGUUACGCCCCCACCGUCGGCAUUCUUCCCGCUAGAAGGGCCAUUGCCGAUCAUCUCUCGCGUGACCUCCCUUACAAAUUAUCACCGGACGAUGUCUACCUGACGAUAGGAGGCACGCAAGCCAUCGAAGUCAUAGUGACGGCCCUCGCUCGCCCCGGCGCCAACAUUCUGCUUCCGAGGCCCGGAUACCCGUGCUACGUCGCACGCGCGGCGCUCUGUGGCCUCGAGGUGAGGUAUUUCGACCUCCUCCCCAACAGGGGCUGGGAGGUCGAUCUCGAGCGCAUGGAGGAUCUUGCGGACGCAAACACUGUCGCGAUGGUGAUCAUCAAUCCCGGCAAUCCGUGCGGAACUGUCUUUAGCUACCAACAUCUGAAGGAGAUUGCCGAAACGGCUAGGAAGCUUGGAAUCAUGGUGAUUGCAGAUGAAGUCUACGACCAUCUAGCUUUUGGGGAUACGCCAUUCGUGCCCAUGGGUGUUUUUGCAUCGAUCACGCCCGUCUUGACGGUGGGCUCCCUAUCAAAGAGGUGGAUAGUCCCCGGCUGGCGACUCGGUUGGGUAGCAACGAAUGAUCCGAACGGCUUUCUGAAGGAUACCGGGGUUGUCGAGUCCAUUGUAGGAUUUCUAAAUGUAUCCCCCGAUCCUACAACCUUUGUUCAGGCAGCGAUUCCUCAGAUACUCGAGAGAACGAAUGAGGAAUUCUUCUUGAAAGUUCUUCGCAUGCUAAGAGAGGGAGCGGAUAUAUGUUAUGACAAGAUUCAAGAGAUUCCUUGCCUCGCAUGCCCGAAAAGGCCCGAAGGGUCCAUGUUUGCUAUGGUCAAGUUGAAUUCAUCACUGUUGGAGGACAUAGAGGACGACUUGGAUUUCUGCGUCAAGCUGGCUAGAGAAGAGUCCGUUCUCGUCCUACCUGGGAUGGCUUUGGGAAUGAAGAACUGGCUGCGCAUAACCUUCGCCGUGGAGCCGUCUUCCCUCGAAGAUGGCCUUGAGAGGAUGAAAGCUUUCUGCCAUAGGCAUGUCAAGAAACAACACACGGGAUCUAUACUGGAGGUCGAGUUCGAGAUUGGAUGGUUGCCGAUGGUGGUUUGGAAGCUCGGCAGUGGCGGCGGCGAAGGUGACGUCAGCGGGGUGUUGGUGGCUGUGGGGCAGACAACGGUUGUUGAUGGUGGCGGAGUGUGCCGCAGAUGGUCGGUUGCCGGCGGUGGUGUUAAGUUGGGGGCAGGGGAAGUUGAAGUUGUAUUAAAUGGUGGAAUUUAA
Molecule: messenger RNA, 1404 nt
Organism: Eucalyptus grandis
Lineage: Eukaryota; Viridiplantae; Streptophyta; Magnoliopsida; Myrtales; Myrtaceae
Product: probable aminotransferase TAT2
Exons: 8
Coding region: 16-1404 (462 amino acids)
Biological process (GO): amino acid metabolic process; biosynthetic process
Molecular function (GO): transaminase activity; pyridoxal phosphate binding
Source: RefSeq, a predicted model, not a curated record